Messenger RNA from Drosophila pseudoobscura, 1909 nucleotides. Its product is annotated as cytochrome b5-related protein. Bases 156 to 1478 code for a protein of 440 amino acids. Lineage: Eukaryota; Metazoa; Arthropoda; Insecta; Diptera; Drosophilidae. The record is from RefSeq and is a predicted model, not a curated record. Gene Ontology annotation, biological process: lipid metabolic process. The transcript has 5 exons.
GAUCGUUGAUAAUCGCGAGACAAAAGUCGAGCCGCGCUCCAUAUAGAAGCUCAGUGGGCACUCCGUAAAAACAGACUGCGUCGGGUGCUCUGAAUAGAAGACUGACGACCGGUUUCUAUUAUAUGCAAGUGGUCUAUUAAUUUCCUGGCCAUAAAAUGACCCCUAAUAUGGAGGAGGAGGCCUGGCGGGUGUCCGGAAUUUCGAAGAACUAUCCCAGCUAUCGCCAGCAUCAACCUGCCACAGUGGAGAGCUGGCUGGAGGGCAAACAUUCGGACGAUGGGGCCGAAGGUCUCUGGCGCAUUAACGAUAAGCUAUACGACUUGAGUGACUUUGCCACGCGGCAUCCGGGUGGCGCAUACUGGAUCGAGUGCACCCGCGGCACCGACAUCACCGAGCCCUUCGAGUCGCAUCACAUUGAGGACCGAGCACGACAAUUGCUCAGCAAAUUCGAAGUGCGGGAAGCAGCCCAACCAAGGAACUACAAGUUUACGUUCGAUCAGAAUGGUUUCUACAUGACUCUGAAGCGGAGAGUGAGAGAGAAACUGAGGAAGAUGAAUUACAGUCCCACAAAGAAGACAGAUUACCUCCACUCUGGUAUCCUGGCCUCUGUCUUUAUGCUUAGCUGGAUUGGCACAGUCCUUAACUCUUUGUUCGUCCUGUCCAUAGCUGGCUUGGCACUUUGCUGGCUGGCAAAUGCCGCGCACAAUUACUUCCAUCAGCGCGACAACUGGCGGAUGUACACCUUCAAUCUGACGCUGAUGAGUUUCAGGAACUGGCGGAUCUCGCACGCUCUAUCCCAUCAUGUGUAUCCGAACUCUCUGCACGAUCUGGAGCUGUCGAUGUUUGAGCCGUUCCUGUGCUGGGUUCCCAAUCCUCAUUAUGGCAGUCGCAUUAAGCGCUGGAUAUCGGUGGUGGUUUCUCCACUUUAUUAUGUGCUCUCCUUCUCUAUGGCGUUCCUGCAACGUUUGGUCAUCUCACUGGCUAAGAAGAACAUAAUGUACUGGGAUGAUCUCAUUGCCUUUACUCUGCCCCUCUUCCUUUAUCUCUCCACUGGUGUGGGUCUGAGUGCUGCUCUGUGGAACUGGUUGCACGUCCUCGCCGUAGGAGCCUUUUUCUUUGGGUUCAUUGGACUGACUGCAGCCCAUCAUGAUCCUCGCAUACUGCACGAUGGCGAUGCCCAACGCACGGACCGAGACUGGGGUCUCUAUCAGAUGGAUACGGUCAUCGAUCGGCGAGACGUCAAGUGGUCGGAUCUCUUGGUCCUCACCCACUUCGGUGAUCAUGCGCUUCACCAUCUCUUCCCCACGCUGGACCAUGGAGUGCUCAAGCACCUCUAUCCGGAGCUGAAUCAAACGAUUCAGGAGUUUGACGCAGAGUUAAGAGAGAUGAACCACUGGGGACACAUCAAAGGGCAGACGCAGCAACUCCUACGCAUGGAGGCUAAUCCCAUGCCUCCAGGCAGUAAAAAGUUCAUGUAGUUUGGGGAGGAACGUGGAUGUGUUCUCCGGGUGCUCAUGAAAAAAAAUUUAGGGUUGGGUAGUAAAUAAAGUUGAAUGGUAUUAAGACUCAAACACCCAGUUUCAAAGAAAUACACAUUCUUCAUGAGGGAAGGGGAUGUCUGCUUUGGAAUGUGAUAAAUGGGAUAUAUGUAUAUGUACAUAUAUAAUUAGCCUUUAAAUAUUUUUAGAAAUGUAUGCAAACCAAGUCUGAAGAUAUAUGUUGUCAUCUGUUCGAUGGUGUAAAACAUGACCAUCUAAAUCUUGUAUUAAGCUCGCUCUCCACAACUCUCUCUUCUCUGGUCUUAUCGCCUCAGGGAAACAGUGAUUAAUUGGUAAAAAGCUUUCAUUCUCUCAUUAUCAUUCUGUUUAUAUUUAAUAAAAGCUCUAUCCACUUCUGGUUUGUUUAUGUA